GAUUCUUCAGAUAAUUAUUUUGCGAACAAUGAAUGAUUUUUUAUAUAUUUUAUAAUAUAAACUUUGCAGUCUUAUUUGUUGUGUUUUUUUAAAGACCGUCCAACAACGCAAAACCAUCAACAUAAUUAUGAUCAAAAUGUAAUAAUUUAUUCCAUCGAGCGUGGACAGUCAUAAAUUCAUAGUUGAACCAAUCAUCAAUCUUUUUGCCCGAUAGAAAAAUGGCUUCUAAUAAAAUAUUGUUUGAUUUAAAAGAAGGCAACAAAGAUCCGCUGAAAAUUUUGCGCCAAAGAAUGUUUGAGUGUUUGAAGCAAACGAACUCCGUCGAACUUUUGAAAUCAUUGAUCUCUAGAGCUCAGGCUAUCGAUCCCAGCUUCAAAAUCCAAUUUCGAGACUCUUUCGGAUUCUCUGUUCUGGGAAACGCGAUCAAUCUCCAUCAAAUGCCUCUGAUUAAAUUCCUCGUUGAAAAAUGCGACUUCUUCGUCAAAGAAGAGUUAAUUUAUGCUGUUGAUAUUGGUUACAAAGAGGCCGUAGAUUAUCUUAUAACAUGGGAUCCCGAGCUCCUCAACAGACCAGUGUUGACUGGAACGACAUACAAACCGGGAGUUUCUCCCGUUAUGAUUGCCGCAAUGAACGAAAACGAGCAGAUGUUGAAAUUUUUAUUUUCGCGCGGCGCAGUUCCGUUGGAAAUUCCGAAUUACGACCCGACCGAAUCGAGAAACAUUAUUCGUUUCGACGCCAUCUACCAAACAGUUCACGCACUCUCUCAGCCGGUGUAUUUGUGUAUUAUGAACGAAGACCCGAUCAUGGUUGCCUUCAAAAUAUCCGAAUCGUGCGAGCGAAUAUCACUAUACAUUGACGUGGCCAAGAAGGAUUUCUCAGACAUUCGGGACAGGUGUGAACAAUUUGCAGCAGACUUCAUCAAACACGUGACCACUUUUGACGAGUUACAGCUGAUUCUGAGCCAAAUGACGGCCACAGAAGAACACAUAGUAGCUCCUGGCGAGCCUUGGGAACGUCUCCGAUACGCAAUGACGAACAAUCACCGCAAAUUCGUAGCUAACAGUAGUGUUCAAAAGCUGAUAAAGAAAAAGUUCUUCGAGGGACCGUUGGCUCUUCAAGAUUUCGAGUCUUCUCAUAUUCUAAAACGCGUGCUUUUUGUAUUUUUUCUGUCUCUGUUGACACCUAUCUGGAUAUUUUUCAACUUGCUGGUGCCUGAGCAGAAGAGUUCGGCAGGAAACUGGAUUAACAGCUUCGUGGAGAUGCCACUGAUGCGCUUCAUAGUGCAAAUCGUGUUCUAUGUGCUUGUCGUUUUCAUGACUGUAGCAAACACAGUUUCCUGGAACGCUUUCGACACUGGAACCAUCUAUCGACUCGGCGAAGAUUACUUGUGGUUCUGGGAAUACGCAGAUUUCUAUGCCGAUUACCUUAUGGAAAUACUUAAUUUCUAUUACGAUUAUACCUACUAUUAUAUUGAUGUUAUUGUAGAGUCUUACAAUGAAUAUUUUAAUAAUCUUGGCAAAUUAACUCUGCAACGCGUAGAGAGUCUUUAUCAGUCGACAGUAACUGACGACUGGUUCUCCUAUCUAACUGAUGCCUACAUAUCUCUGUGGACUUUCGGUAACGUAGUCUCAGAAAUGGUGGAUAUCUGGUCCAACGGGUUCCGCUCCUAUUCUUCCGACUGGGUGAACCGUCUCAACUUCUUCUUGAACUUCACUUUCAUGCUCAGUAUUUUUCUCAAGUACAGUUACAUUAUCAAGCAAGGUGGCUACUACCCCCCGGGUCUCUACAGUCACAACUUUGCCCACCCCCUCGACGUAGCCGAAGUAUGUCGUAGUCUAGGUAUGCUCUUCCUCAUUUUCAAAGUUUUCAAGCUCGGGCGAGUCACUGAAGUCAUCGGAAAGCCACAACACUUUCUUGGAUGCGCGUUUUCAAGUGGCGCAAAAUUCUUUGCCAUUUUUCUCUGUGCUUUGGUUGGAUUUUCGGUCGCUCAAAAUGGAAUUAUUCACAACACGUACAAAGAGUAUUUCAAAAACUGCCUACUUGAGAAAGGUCAAGGUGUUAACGUCCAGUGUGUUUUACGAUUGAUGCGACCCCACGGAGAUGAACUUCCAAUCUUCAAUGUUAUGGACGGGUACCAGUCUCUGGCAAAAGUGUGGGGAGAUCUGUUGUUCACGCUUUUCAAACCAGACAAUCGUUUGGCCAACAUGUUUCCACGCUUCGAAAACCCACAAGAGUGGGUUCUAAUGGCGGUUUACACAAUUUACGCGUUCUGUUUGGUAGUCGUCGGCUUAAACCUACUCAAAUCUCUUAUAAUAAGCGCCGUUCUCGGCGCUCUGAAACGCGAGAACGAGAUGUAUUUGUUCCGAAGGACAAUGCAUUACUUCAAUUUCAUUUCGGGUCAAAAUGUGAUGCCGCCGCCAUUCAACGUGUUUCCCAGUGUUCGGCAGAUCCGACGCGCUUUCGACUCCGUUAAUGCACGACGUGGCGAGAAAAAAUCGAAAAUAUUUUCAGAAGAUGAGUUAAAUGAGAUCGUGAAAAUACGAUCACUGAUGCAGCGAUUAAAGAACACUUACAUGCGCGAGUACAAGAAAUCGAGUCGGGCAGUUCCAACUAACAGCGAAGACAUGGAAAUGUUCAAGAACAAAGUUUUUUCGAGAGCCGACAAGUUAGUACAUGACGUCACCCUACUUCAGACUCGGACUCAAGAUCUUAUCAGCGUCGGAGGAAAACACAAAUCAAUUUUGAAUGGAGGCCCUAACUCAGAUAUUGUGACAGAAACCAUUGCAAACAACUCCUACUUGCAGAAGUACCCGAAAAAAUACAAAAACUUUCAGGGAGCGCUGAAUGCUUUAGUCAAGAAAAAAUAAUAAAUUAAGUUUUAAGAACUAUUAUUUUAAUAUCUAGAGGCAAAGCAGAGCUUGGCUUAAACAACGGAUGACUAUGAUUACGUGCA
Symsagittifera roscoffensis is the source of this 2953-nucleotide messenger RNA. RefSeq names its product transient receptor potential-gamma protein-like. The record is from RefSeq and is a predicted model, not a curated record. Gene Ontology annotation, biological process: regulation of cytosolic calcium ion concentration; calcium ion transmembrane transport. The transcript has 2 exons. Bases 219 to 2867 code for a protein of 882 amino acids. Gene Ontology annotation, cellular component: cation channel complex; plasma membrane. NCBI's taxonomy places the organism in Eukaryota, Metazoa, Xenacoelomorpha, Acoela, Convolutidae. Gene Ontology annotation, molecular function: inositol 1,4,5 trisphosphate binding; store-operated calcium channel activity.